AUGCACGAUCAGAUCGUAAACGUAAACAAACAUCCGUGUCGACUCAGGUGUCUAUGUACUCAUUCUACUCUUCUUCCCCCCAUCCCUCGUCCUUUUCCUCACUCUCGCGUUUCAUCGUCUUCAGCCAUGCUUCAAAUCAAGCAGUCGCCGGACAAACCCCGUCCACCCCCCGUCGAUGACAACACCACCCAAGACUCCCCAUCCAAGAUAAACCUGUCUUCUCCCCGCAACCCCCUCGGUCCAGUGGUGGUAUUCAUCGCCCGAGCCUCAAACCUGAAGGACCACAACUACCCGAAAGCCGAAAUGGACAGCAAUCAAAUGCACGAAUACCUCCGCUCACUGCUGAUAAUCACCGUCGCCGAGCACCGCAAGCGAUUCGGUCUCCUGGGUCUCCGUCCCCACAAGAUGCAGACAAUCAUCCAACCCGCCCACAGCCGGGUCUCAUCCAUCAGCCGAGUCGGCAAGUACCUGGGAAUGGCUCUCGAGGAAGCCCGCGCAUCCAAGGCUGAGUGCAUCUUCGUCCUGCACGGCUGGGAUGGCUGGACAACCGACAAGAUGACCAUCACUGAACUAUGCGAGCAAUUCCGCGACGUCCCUUUCUCCUUCCACGUUUAUGCGAAUCGGGGUACGCCUCGUGAGUUCUUCGAGGUCAACGCCCACAAGGUGAAUGCGUACUUCAGACACAUGGUUACUCUGGAUGAUCCGGCUAUUGUGGGCGAUCGUUCGACAGCACUUUACAUUCGCAUCCUGGAGGCUCUGCCUACUUUGCAAUAUGCCAAGUAUUACCCUGUUCUUACGGAGGCGGAAAGGAGUACUCUUUCCAAGUACGAUAAGCGCUUUGCUGGGAUUUACUACGAGGACGAACUCGAGGUUCCAAAGCCUGAAGUCGCAGAGUCCGAUGCUCCAAAGCCCGGCGUUUGA
Molecule: messenger RNA, 921 nt
Organism: Penicillium egyptiacum
Lineage: Eukaryota; Fungi; Ascomycota; Eurotiomycetes; Eurotiales; Aspergillaceae
Source: the annotation of a GenBank genome assembly